GUAUCUUUUCCCGCGAACUGGACACACUCGCUGCUGUCUCGCUAGGUGACGCAUGGAGGAGCCGUUCGGGUUGUAUACUCGUCAAUACAGCGACAACCGGUGGUAAACUCGCACAAAAUGUCGAAACAAAGCUCCAUUUUCAAUUUUUUCACCAAAUCUCCGCCCCCAGUCUCCAAGUCAAAGCCGAAGCCGAGUCCCUCGCCGGCGGAGGCGGACCUGCCUUCCUCCGUGAGGAAGUCCAGCUCCUCUCCGAAAGAGGAGGCGAAACGGACACCGCAAAAACCAGCCAAGACCAGCAAGGGGAAGCCGACAAGUAACGGGAAGUCUUCAAAGGGGGGAUUCAGCACAUUGUUUGGCGACAAGGCCCCGGCAGCCGAGCAACGCAGCAGCACAUGCCCAUUCACUGCUGGUGCCCCUGUGUGGGCAAAACUGGAGGGACACCCCUGGUGGCCGUGCCUGGUAGUACCCCAACCUCUGACUGGACAGCAGAUGAGGGGCAAUGAUCGGAAACAGCGCAUUCAUGUCCAUUUCUUUGAUGAACCCCCUACGAGAGGAUGGGUCAGCACCAAAUACAUCAGAGACUACCAAGGCUCUGACAGCAGUGACGCUAAAACAGGAGGGGUGUUCUUCAGCGGCAAACCUGCAGUCCGUCGUGCUAUGGCGCUUGCUGAUGGAGUUAUGUUUGACAGUCCUGAAAAAAGAUUAAAGAUGCCUGUCUGCAUGGAGCCGUCUGAUGAUGAUGAUGAUGAGGAGGAGGAAGACAUGGAGCUUGACAAGUCAACAGUUACUGAUGAAGAGGAUAGUGAUGAGGAAGAACAGAAACAGGAGAAAGUGAAGUCGUCCAAAGUCAGCCUGCGUUCAUCGCGCGCUUCAACAGAAAAGGGAAAUGAGGCCAAGCGCCGCCGCAUAAUUGUCGCUUCCGACAGCGAUGGAUCAGAUAAGGAAUUCAACCCGGGACAGGCUGCGUACAGCAGUGAGGAAGAGGAGGAGGCAGCACCAGUAGCAAUGAGCACUGAUGAAGAGAGCACACGUGAGUCGGAAGCAGAAAGCCCCGUCAAGCCCGUGAAGCGCAAACGUCCGGCAGAGAAGCCCGCCUCUGCGAAACCGACGGCGCCCGGCGCCCCAAGGCGAGCUCCGGCGCUUCUCGCGGGCGACACAAAGUCGCGCCUGUCGGCCUUCUCUGCCCCCGACAACUUCGAGAGCCAGGCAAACGGGUCCGGCACCGGCGGAGGCGUCACAGUCUGGGACCACGAGAAGCUGGAGUGGUUGCAGGGUGCGAGGAGAAAGGACGGCCACAGGCGGCGCCAGACGGAGGCCGACUACGACGCCGCCACCCUGUACGUGCCAGAGGACUUCCUCAACCGAAGCAGUCCCGGUAUGCGCCGGUGGUGGCAGCUCAAAUCUCAGAUGUUUGACACCGUCAUUUUCUACAAGGUGGGGAAGUUUUAUGAACUCUACCACAUGGACGCCGUGGUCGGCGUCAACGAGCUGGGGCUGACCUUCAUGAAGGGGAGCUGGGCCCACUCGGGCUUCCCAGAGAUCGGCUUCGGCCGCUUCUCGGACGGCCUGGUGCAGAAAGGCUACAAGGUGGCUCGCGUGGAGCAGACGGAGACGCCCGAGAUGAUGGAGGCCCGCUGUAAGAGCAUGGCCAGGCCCACCAAGUUUGACCGCGUGGUGAGAAGAGAAGUGUGCCGCAUCAUCACUCGCGGCACCCAGACCUACAGCGUGUUGGACGGGGCUCCGGCCGAGAGCCAGAGCAAGUUCCUGCUGAGUUUAAAGGAGAAGGCUGAAGAGGAGAGCUCGGGGUGUUGCCGCAGCUACGGAGUCUGCUUCGUCGACACCUCUGUGGGCUGUUUUCACGUCGGCCAGUUCCCCGAUGACCGCCACGGCUCGCGCCUGCGCACCCUGAUCGCACACUUUGCCCCGGCCGAGGUGCUCUUUGAGAAGGGGAACCCGUCCGUUGAAACGCGCAAAAUACUCAAGUCUUCUCUGUCCUCUGCUCUGCAGGAAGGACUUAGUGCGGGCACCCAGUUCUGGGAUGCCCAGAAGACCCUAAAAACCCUUUCAGAAGAAGAUUACUUUCGGGAGGCUGCCGGCCCGGACCAGGAGGCGGGGACCCACUUUCUUCCUGCUCUUCUGAAAGCGAUGACCUCUGAGAGCGACUCCCUGGGCCUCAGCCCGAGAGAGGGCUGUGAGCUGGGACUGUCGGCACUGGGGGGGUGCAUUUCCUACCUGAAGAAAUGUCUGGUGGACCAAGAGCUGCUCUCUUUGGCCAACUUCGAGGACUACGUCCCCGUGGAUGUGGAGCUGGAGAACGCUUCUGGAGCCGCCGGCUUCUUUGCCCGGACUCGUCAGCGGAUGGUGCUCGACGGCGUGACUCUGGCCAACUUGGAAAUCUUUCAGAACGCGACGGGAGGAACGGAAGGGACGCUGCUGGAGCGCUUGGACACCUGCUCGACCCCGUUUGGCAAGAGGCUCCUGAAGCAGUGGCUCUGUGCUCCUCUGUGUAACCCCACCUCCGUCGAGGACAGGCUGGACGCCGUGGAAGAGCUGAUCGGCGCUCCGGCUCAGGCGGCCGAGGUCUCCGACCUGCUGAAGAAGCUCCCGGACCUGGAGCGUCUCCUGAGUAAAAUCCACAGCAUCGGCACCCCUCUGAAGGGCCAGGACCACCCCGACAGCCGAGCGGUGCUUUACGAGGAGGUCACCUACAGCAAGCGCAAGAUCGCCGACUUCCUCUCCACUCUGGAAGGUUUCAAAACAAUGCAGGAGAUCGUCGCGGCCCUCGCGCCGGUGUCGGGCGAGUCUCGUUCCGCGCUGCUCCGUCAAGUCGGCGGUCUGAGAAGCGAAGAGGACGGCCUCUUUCCCGACCUCUCCGCUGAACUCCGCCGGUGGGAUACGGCCUUCGACCACCAGAAAGCCCGCGCCACUGGGGUCAUCACCCCUAAAGGUGGCUUUGACCCGGACUUCGACCAGGCCCUGGCCUCAGUCGAGGACUGUGACCGGCAGCUGCGGGAUUACCUGGACAGACAGAAGAAGAGACUCGGCUGUAAAACCAUGUCGUAUUGGGGAACUGGGCGGAACCGCUACCAGAUGGAGGUGCCCAACGGCAUCUCGGAGAGGAACAUUCCCGAGGAGUACGAGGUGAAGUCGACAAAGAAAGGCUACAGGCGCUACGUCACCAAGGAGACGGAGCGGCUGUUCUCCGAGCUGCAGGGCUACGAGGAGACGAGGGACGCCGCCCUGAAGGACUGCAUGAGGACGCUCUUCUACAACUUUGACAAGAACUAUAAAGACUGGAAGACCGCCGUGGAGUGCAUGGCCGUGAUCGAUGUGCUGCUGGCCUUGUCGCGCUACAGUCAGGGUGGAGACGGGCCGAUGGCCAGGCCCCAGGUGGUGCUCCCCGAGGGUGACGGCGAGGCAUUGACCUUCCUCGACCUCGCUGGAUCCCGCCACCCCUGUGUCACCAAGACCUUUUUCGGCGACGACUUCAUCCCCAACGACAUCUCCAUCGGCUGCCCCGGCGGCGGUGAAACCGCUGAGGGAAAAGAGCGCGCCUCCUGUGUCCUCGUCACGGGGCCAAACAUGGGCGGGAAGUCCACUCUCAUGAGACAAUGUGGACUCGUCAUCAUCCUCGCCCAGCUGGGCUGCUACGUUCCCGCCGAGAGGCUGCGCUUCACUCCGGUGGACCGGGUCUUCACUCGGCUGGGAGCCUCCGACCGCAUCAUGGCCGGAGAGAGUACCUUCUUUGUGGAGCUGAGCGAGACCGCCAGCAUCCUGCACCACGCCACCAAACACUCGCUUGUGCUCCUGGAUGAAUUGGGGAGGGGCACGGCCACGUACGACGGCACGGCGAUAGCCAGCGCGGUCGUGAUGGAGCUCGCCGAGAAGAUCUGCUGCCGCACCCUCUUCUCCACACACUACCACUCGCUGGUGGAGGAGUACGCCGACAACCCCGCCGUGCGGUUGGGCCACAUGGCGUGCAUGGUGGAGAACGAAUGUGAGGAUCCGAGUCAGGAGACCAUCACAUUCCUCUACAAGUUCAUCACCGGUGCGUGUCCAAAGAGUUACGGGUUCAACGCCGCUCGACUCGCCAGCCUGCCAGAGGUGGUCAUCCAAUCGGGACACAGGAAGGCCAAAGAGUUUGAGAAGAGCACCGUCAGCCUCAGGCUCUUCAAGAAGCUGUGCCAGUUCGCCGAGGACGCCGCACUGGGAGACGGGCGCUUCUCUCCACUCGCUCACAUGCUCAAUGCCAUGUAGUUCCACAACCGGCUUUGUUCUAGCUCAAUGUUUGUUUUCUCACCCCUUGAAAAAACACUACUGUAAUGAUCUAAUAAAAGUUUAUUUUUAAAAAAGACAACGUUUCAUCUAGGAAAUUAAACCCUUUUAAUUCAC
Molecule: messenger RNA, 4392 nt
Organism: Pseudoliparis swirei
Lineage: Eukaryota; Metazoa; Chordata; Actinopteri; Perciformes; Liparidae
Gene: msh6
Product: mutS homolog 6 (E. coli)
Exons: 10
Coding region: 118-4257 (1379 amino acids)
Biological process (GO): mismatch repair
Cellular component (GO): nucleus; MutSalpha complex
Molecular function (GO): mismatched DNA binding; ATP binding; ATP-dependent DNA damage sensor activity
Source: RefSeq, a predicted model, not a curated record